UCUAUGCAAAAUAGAUGUGUGCCGGAGGAGGCAGCGACCCCUUCUCAUGUACUGGGGUUGGGUCAUCCCAAGGAAACCGGAAUGCACGGACGGUGUUAGUGGGGGAACAGGAAGUUCCGGACAGAAGCGCACCAUUAUUCAGUGUAAAGAAAGCGCCAGAACGGUGCAGUCAAUAAGAUAACAUUCUUGUCCUUUUCUAUUUAUUACUACAGGCCGACUCAGAUUAAGUCUGAGGCCGGUAACAUAAACAGUGAGGACAAACGCAGCCUGCCUCUCUCCUUCCACACUGAGUCCAAACCUACAGUCACUGGGUCCUGAUUGUGACAGUGGAGCCCAGUUUGCACUACAGGAUCCAGAGAUGGCAUCAGUGAAGCUGGAAGACUGCAGUCCAACAAUGGAGCUGAAUAUUGACAUUAAAGAUGAAGAAGAGGAGGAGAAGAUUGGGGGAUCUGUUAGUCAUGGUAUGAGGCCGGUAACAUCAACAGUGAGGACAAACCCAGCCUGCCUCUCUCCUUCCACAGUGAGUCCAAACCUACAGUCACUGGGUCCUGAUUGUGACAGUGGAGCCCAGUUUACACUGCAGGAUCCAGAGAUGGCAUCAGUGAAGCUGGAAGACUGCAGUCAAACACUGGAGUUGAAUGUCAACAUUAAAGAUGAAGAAGAAGACGAGGAGAAGAUUGGGAAAUCUGUUUCUCAUGCCUUCUGAAUACGUACAGGUAGCCUAGUGGUUAGAGAGUUGGCCAGUCAAUUAAAGGCUGCUGGAUCGAAUGACAAGGUAAAAAUGGAUCGUUCUGCCCCUGAGCAAAGCAGUUAACCCACUGUUCCCUCGGCGCCAGAGAUGUGGAUGUCGAUUAUGGCAGCCCCCCGCACCUCUCUGAUUCAAAGCGGUUGGGUUAAAUGUGGAAGACACAUUUCAGUUGAAUGCAUUGUUGUACAGCUGACUAGGUAUCCCCUCUCCCAUUCAGAAAGUAUUUAGACCCCUUGACCUCUUUGGGACUCCCGAUCACGGCCAGUUGAGAUACAGCCUGGAAUCGAACCCGUGUCUGUAGUGAUGCCUCAAGCGCUGAGAUGCAGUGCCUUCGACCGCUGCGCCACUCGGGAGCCCCUUGAAGUGUUGAAGGUCCCCAAGAACAAUUUUUUUUACAUAUUUAUUAGUUCCAAUUAGGACAAUCAACAAUUACAGAAUGAGUCAUAAUGAUAUUUAUUCUACCAAUAAUAGAUACAAGCAAUGAUGUCCAUCUGUUGAUGGAUUAUGUUGCAUUUGUUACCAUGGGUUCAUAAUUUGCUGAGCUCGAGCUAAUUUCUGGUUUUUAAUUUUUAAUACCAAGAUUUUUAAUACCAAGAUAUGUGAAACCUUGUUCUGUAUUCACAAAUAGAUGCUGUACAACUGGAUUCAGUAUCUUGUUUGAGGAAAAGGAUGGAAGAUUUGGUUUUACUAACUUUAAACCCAAAAAACGGACAAGUUAUUAAUUAAAUUGGAGAGGGAAUAGUUAUUUAGAUCUGUUAGGAAUAAGAGGAUAUCAUCAGCAUACAGCUCCACUCUUUGUUCAAAAUCUGUUUUAAUUCCACUAAUUAACGGUUGGGCCCUUACUGCAAUGUCAAAGGGUUCUAUAGCUAAAAGAAAGAGUCCUGGACUGUCUGGACAUCCUUGUCUCGUGCCCCCGAAAAAUCUUUAAAUGUUGUGAAAUCAAGUUGUUAGUGGCAAUGUCUGUAGUGGGGUCAGUAUAUCAUCUCUUAAUCCAUUUUACAGAAGUAGUUCCCAAAUCUCUGAAAUAAGACCACUCAACUCUAUGGAAUGCCUUUUCUGCAUCAAGUGAGAGUAUGGCAGUAUCAGGGGACCCUUCACAUGUGCACUGUUUAGUACUCUCCUUACAUUGUGAAAACCUUGGUUUUUCACAAAACCAUUUUGGUCUUGGUGUAUUAGAUAUGGGAGCAGUCUAUCCAAUCUCCUGGCUAAGGCUUUAGCACUAAUUCUUGAGUCGGAUUUCAGAAGAGAAAUUGGUCAAAAUGUGAAAGUUAGACUUUCCCGACAGUAGUCAUGCCUUGUGAUUUGGCUACACACAAUCCACAGCUAGGAUAUUUAAAGGUAGGUUACCUGAUCCUGUCAAACGGGUUUCCGGAACGAAAGACUACAAAACUGAGAGGUGCGGUUGGAUCCGGCUCAAAUGAAGUACCAACCUUUUCAUAUUAUGGAGUAGGGCCAUCCCAAGGAUCCCUGAAUGCAUGGACGGUUGCAACAAAUCUUUUUUUAUAACUAAAUCAAGAUAGACCACAGCUGGUCAUUUCCAAUGGGAACAGAUGAGUCAUAGUGGGCAGUGCCAAGCCCGAGCUCCUAUUGGUGCAUUCUAGCACAAAUCCUGCAUAUUUCUGUUAGAGAACGGCUCUGUGAAGAACUUGUGUGCAAUAACUCAAUUCGCCUCGGCGUUCCUUCUAAAUAACGUGAUUAUUUAAAACUUUUGCAAAGCGUGAAGUCUACAAAACUUAGUCCACUCUGUUCAUAACAGAUUUUAGUUUUGGGAACAGAACUGUAUUAAGAUCAGAUGUUUCAUAGAUCCAUCUUCUCCCACUGCCGGCCAGUGGGCUUCCUCUCACUCCCCUAUUGUUUUAUCUGAGGCUGCACUGUGGUAGUGGGGGAACAGGAAGUUCCAGGCAGGCACGCUGUCAUGUCCUGGUCUAAGUAUUUUGUGUUUUUCUUCAUGUAUUGGGUCAGGCCAGGGUGUGGCAUGGGGUUUUUGUAUUAUGGUGUGUUUUGUCUUGGGGUUUUGG
This is a messenger RNA of Oncorhynchus kisutch (coho salmon), 2766 nucleotides long. Its product is annotated as zinc finger protein OZF-like. NCBI's taxonomy places the organism in Eukaryota, Metazoa, Chordata, Actinopteri, Salmoniformes, Salmonidae. Gene Ontology annotation, biological process: regulation of transcription by RNA polymerase II. The coding region runs from base 359 to 706 and encodes 115 amino acids. Gene Ontology annotation, molecular function: RNA polymerase II cis-regulatory region sequence-specific DNA binding; DNA-binding transcription activator activity, RNA polymerase II-specific. The transcript is spliced from 4 exons. Gene Ontology annotation, cellular component: nucleus. The record is from RefSeq and is a predicted model, not a curated record.